This is a messenger RNA of Siniperca chuatsi (mandarin fish), 2843 nucleotides long. RefSeq names its product interferon regulatory factor 5 (gene irf5). The transcript is spliced from 9 exons. Gene Ontology annotation, biological process: regulation of transcription by RNA polymerase II; immune system process. The record is from RefSeq and is a predicted model, not a curated record. Lineage: Eukaryota; Metazoa; Chordata; Actinopteri; Centrarchiformes; Sinipercidae. Gene Ontology annotation, cellular component: nucleus. The coding region runs from base 272 to 1771 and encodes 499 amino acids. Gene Ontology annotation, molecular function: DNA-binding transcription factor activity, RNA polymerase II-specific; RNA polymerase II cis-regulatory region sequence-specific DNA binding; protein binding.
CGGAUCUGAUCUGAGUUCCGUUUUUAAGGUUUCUCACUGAAGUUUGUUUCUGUGAGCAGCUUGUUUCUGUUGGCGGUUGUUUGUUUGUUUGUUUGUUGUUUGUUGACGUCACUGUGACGCUGCAGACGAUUAAAACCUGAACCCGCGGCUGUUUAACGACCCACUGAUCGGAGAGUCACCGAUAGGACCGGGACCGGGACCAGGACUCGGAUCAGCUCCCAGUCUCCUCCAGUUCCCUCCCAGUGCUCCCAGUGCUCCCAGUCCCCCCACCAUGAAUGUCCACCCCCGGAGGAUCCGUCUGAAGCCCUGGUUGUUGGCUCAGGUGAACAGCGGCAGGUAUCCUGGUCUACAGUGGCUCAGUUCAGACCACCGACUCUUCCAGAUCCCCUGGAAACACGCUACGCGCCACACGCCAACGUCAGACGAGGAAAACACCAUCUUCAAGGCGUGGGCUUUGGAGACAGGUAAAUAUCAGGAAGGUGUGGAUGAACCUGACCCUGCAAAGUGGAAAGCAAACCUUCGCUGUGCUCUGAACAAAAGCAGAGAGUUUCAGCUGAAAUUUGACGGCACUAAAGAAACUCCGGUCCAACCGUACAAAAUCUACGAGGUCUGUGAGCAGCCCGGGAACACAGAUGGUGUUGAUGAUGAUGAUGAGGAGAUGCCGAAUCUGAUGGACCUCACAAUCAACCCCAGGAUCAGUGACCCCCCCCCCUUCAGCUCCUUCCCAGCUCAUUCAGAGGUGAAUCAGUUCAGUUUGUCCACCAACGGGACGUUUGGACCGCCACAUGUGAUCCCGAUACCUCUUCUCCCAGACAGAGUCGUCCCCAUGACCUCUGACCUCCCCAUGACCUCUGACCUCCAGGCUCGGGGUCGGAUGGUGGAUCAGGGGAGCUUCGUCCAUUCUGCAGGACUCUCUAAUGGACUCCAGGACUUGAAUUCUCUGCCCACGCCGGCUGCCUCUGCUCUCCCCGGGCCGGCCCCGAUGGAGGCCAGCAGCAUGGGGGGUGUACAAAACCAAGGGGACCCUCAGAACCACCAACCCUGCAAAUACGACCUGCUGAGCAGCAUCCCAUUAACAGAUCUGGACCUGAAGUUCCAGUACCGGGGCCGAACGAUGGGCUCUCUGACCGUCAGUAACCCUCAGGGCUGCCGUUUGUACUACGGACACCUGGAGCCAACCCCAGAGCAGGUGGACCUGUUCGGACCCGUCACCCUGCAGCAGGUCUUGUUCCCGGGGACAUCUGAGAUCCAGAACCAGAAGCAGCGGUUCUACACCGAGGCUCUGCUGGACGUGAUGGACCGUGGUCUGAUCCUGGAGAUCUGGGAGCAGGAUAUCUACGCCGUCCGCCUCUGUCAGUGUAAGGUGUUCUGGUCCGGACCGGGCAUGCCUGAACAGGGUCCUCCGAACCCCAUGGAGAGGGAGAAGAAGAUCAAAGUAUUCAGUCUUAACGACUUCCUGCAAGGACUGAUCUUGUUCCAGAAAGGUGAAGCUCAGAACCCUCCACCCUUUGAGAUCUACUUCUGUUUCGGGGAGGACUGGCCCGACAAGAAACCCAAAGAGAAAAAACUCAUCAUCGUCCAGGUGGUUCCUGUGGUGGCUCGGAUCCUGACAGAGAUGUUCUCUGGAGAACUCAGCUGGUCCACAGACAGCAUCCGGCUGCAGAUCUCAAACCCUGAUGUAAAGGAUCAGACGGUGGAGCAGUUCAAGGAGCUGCAGAGGCUCCUGCAGAGCCAACACAUCCAGGGUCCCUGGACCCCUAAUAUCCCCUGAACAACAGGACUCGGGGAUAACGGGAUAAUGGGACAGUUGACGGCUGUCCUGCCUCAUCAUCAUCAUCAGCUCCAGGACUCGAGAAGGUUCAGGAGGACCUGAGACUAACAGCACAUCCACAUCCUAUUCAGAGAUCCUGAACACUCCAAGUGUUUGUGUUAAACACUGAACUGGUCCUUUAAUGAACCCUUCACACUGUGAACUCCUGUGAAGUCCUGAGUCCUGAUGAGUUCAGGUCAACACUGCUCAGAUUGUUUCAGAACAACAGCUGAAUGUAACAAUGGACAUCAGAUUAACUAUAUACUAUAUACAAUAUGUAAGUGUAAUUAAAGAUUCAAAUGGUUGUUUUAAACUUUUCUGCCAUCCUGCACUUGUUAAACUGAACUUUAGUUAGAAAACAGCUGAUCUUUGCUCAUUUUUAAAGGAAGUGAAACUUUCUGAUUAUGUUCUUCAGUGUGAACUGGACAGUGAUCAUCAGUAUUGUAAUGAGUUGAAGGGCAGGUUCACAUUUUUUCAAGUCUAUCCUAAAACAACCCUCUCAUGUCCAUCAUGUAAAGAGCGAUCGUUCCUCCUGUUCAUACUGACUGAAGAGGUCUCUUCAUAACUCAGCUACACUAAAAGAUGGAGGUCAAAAUCCACAGUCCUUCUAAAGUUCAGCUGAAGUUGAUAUGAAGCUUCAACAGUUAGAGUUACACUAAUUAUGUGGGUAUCUCUGUCCUGACAUUUGUCUGCAGGUUUAUUUAUAAUGUUUUGUCCCGACAACAAACCUUCAUGGGACUACUUGGACGUAUCCCGCCGCUGCAGCUCAACAACACAAAGAGGGAAUUUUAUAUUAAACAGUCUGUAACUUUGGAAGAUCUCCACGUGAUUCGUCUAACUCUAACUAAGCCUUAAAUUAGCAUCUUGGAUUACAACAGAUUUGAAAAAUCCAAAUCUGUCCUUUAACCUCUGACAUGUUCAAUGACCACAAACACAUCACUGUGUUUUUAAACUGUUUUAGAUCAUUUCAGUAAGUUUCCUCUCAGUAAGUGAUUCAGGAUUUCAAUAAAGACCACUGCAGUAUUCUUUCACA